Paramecium octaurelia is the source of this 1548-nucleotide messenger RNA. The record is from the annotation of a GenBank genome assembly. NCBI's taxonomy places the organism in Eukaryota, Ciliophora, Oligohymenophorea, Peniculida, Parameciidae.
AUGGGAAUAAUCAUAGUAUUAAUCUAAUUCAUCGUAACUGCCUUAAGCUAAACUAACGAUUCAAUCGAUUGCAAUAAAUAUUUCUAUAAAUUUGGAACGACAAAGUCACCUCUUGAGUUUAGUGGAGAUGUGGUGUAUAUUUAGGAAUCUCGGGAUAUCUAAAUUAAUGUGAAAUAUACUGAUGUUCUAUUUGAAGAUCCAAUUUAUUUUGGUUUAAUUUAAGAAGAUGGAAAGACUCCAGAAACAACGUGUCUUAAUCUUCAAGUGUAUCAUUUGCCUAACACUUAAGACUAAUUACCUUAAUUACUCACAAAUUUAUCGAUUUUUGUAUCAAAUAAUACAAAUUUUUAAUGGAGAUAUUAUUCGUUCAAAAUCCCAAUAUCAAAGUUAAAUAAACAUGACAUCUCUACCUAAAAUACAAGCAUUCAAACAUAUGAUGGAUCUUAUUCAAUAAAUUUUGAAUCAACUUUGAAAAGAUCUUUUAAAUAUUAGUUUAUCUUUAAUUUCACUAUCAACGUCAAUAAUAAUUCUUAACUACUAAACGAUACCAAAUUUUCAUCUUAAAUUAUAUUUGAUUAAUCACCUAUAAUUGUUCCUGGAUCUAAACUAUUAUGGUGUAGUAACUUCACUUGCUAAUCUUAUUUGAAUGAGCCUCCACUUUUAUAUCUCAAUACUAUAUUUUUUUUAUAAUAGGUAAUUGUAGAUUGUGAAUUUAAAAAUGAAAAAUUAGAAAAUAUUGAGGUUUACUAUACAAUUGAUUAAAUUCAAACAAAGGCAAAAACUAUGAGAUAUAAUAAUACAACUCCAGGUUAAGUUAUAAUUAUUUUGAAAGUGCCAUUUGCUUGGAAAAAGGUUAGUAUCAAGGUUAUUUCUACUUUAUCAAGAAAACCUCCUAGUUAUACUUUUGAAAACAAUGUUGAAAUUACUUUCAGAGCUUUUUCGUCUACUUCGUCUACUUCGUCUACUACUUCUACAAACUCUUUUCCAUAACCUUAUGACCCUAUUAAAAUUGAGACUUAGUUAAGAUUGUGCUCUGAUCUUACGUGUUAAAAACUUUUGGAGACAACCCCAAAUUUGCACUUUAAUGAUUUUGUUAAUAUUUAAUAAGUUAUUAAAAGCCCAACUUAUUUAGGCUUCGGUUUGACUAAUACUCAGGUAUGGUUUAUUGGAGAAGGCUUAAAUGUAGAGGUAACUCCAAUUUAAAUUAUAAAUUCUACUGAAGGAUAAGUUAAUAUGCUAUUGAAAGUAAAUAUAGUUUGGAAAGCAGUUUCGAUUAAAGUUAAGUCAUAGAUUUCGACUACAGGUUCAGGCCCAGAUUUCUACACAUAUCCAUUAUCAACCAACUCAAGCUAACUCCCAGAACCAGCUGAAAACGAUUUUUCUCUUGGAUGUAUAAGACCUUAAGGAACGGAGAUGUGCGCAAGUUGUGAAGAAGAAUGCAAUAUAAACGGAUUUUCUUCUACUUCAUGCGGAGAAUGCCAUAGACAUAUAUGUUACGGAUUCUUAAUAUUUUUAAACAUGAUAUUAUUGUUUGCUACAACUAUUUGA